AUGACUUUACUUUCUCUGAUAUCGGUAACUUCCUUCAUUUCUUCUUUUGCUUCUUCUUCCAGUUCUUUCACUUGUUCCUUCACUUCGACUUUUUCUUCCAAUUCUUCUUUCAGUUGUACUUCUUUCAUUUCUUUGAUAUCAGUAACUUCCUUCACUUCUUUUACUUCUUGUUUCGAUUCGUCUUUCCUUCUUUCUUCCUUCACUUCUUUCACUAAUUUUUUCACUUUGUCCACUUCAAAUUCUUUCACCUUUUCUUUCACAGUUUCUUCUUCUUCUUCUUCUUCUUCUUCUUCUUCUUGUUUCACUCCUUUAUCUUCUUCUUUUUCACUUCUUUCACUUAUUUCUUCACUUCUUUCUUAUUCUUUUCUCUUUCAUUUCUUCUUUAACUUCUUUUACUUCUACUUUAUCUUUCAAUUUUCUUUCAUUUUUUUCUUCUUUCACUUUUUUAAUUUCUUUCACUUAUUCUUAUACUUAUUCAUUCACUUCUUCUACUUUUACAUUUUCUUUCAAUUGCUCUUUUUUUUCUGUUCAUAUCUAUUUAUCUAUCUGUUCUUAUCUAUCUCUCUAUCGAUAAGUCUGUUCAUUAUCUAUCUAUCUAUAUGUCUAUCUGUUUGUCUCUCUCAGUCUGUUUAUAUAUCUAUAUCUCUCCCUGUCUCACGCUUUGUAAAUCGUUUUUAUUCUUCCUGUUCUCUAACUUUUCCAACUUCUUUCCUUUCUCUCUUUCUUAACUUUGACCUCCUCCUUCUCCUCUCUCUCUCUCUCUCUCUCUCUCUCUCUCUCUCUCUCUCUCUCUCUCUUUUCUUCUUUACAUUUUUAUUUUUUUCUCUUCCUUCUUCUUUUUCUCUUUUCUGGAUAACUCGCUCUUCCUUCGCUUUGAUUUUCCAUAUCUCUCUCUCCAUUUUCCCUCCUUUCUUCUCUGCUUUCUUCUGUUGUUUGUUUUUAUCCUCCCACAUGGACAUAUUCUUUGUCUUCCUCUUUCCUUACUUUCCAUCUCUCUUCCUUCUACUCUUCCUUCAUUUUAAUUUUAUCCCCCUUUCCUUCUUUUUUCUCUCACUCUCUUUCUCUUUUUCUUUUUUCCAUUUUCUUAUCCUCCCCAAUUCACUCUUUUCUUUCUUCUUCCUUUUCUCUUCUUUUUUCCAAUCUUGCUUCGAUUUAAUUUGCAAAUCUCUUGCCUUUCUUUCUUUCUUUCUUUCUUUCUUUCUUUCUAUUUUUAUCUUCCCAGACACACUCGUUUUUCCUCCUUUUCCCUUACAUUUCCACCUCUCCCCGUUCUUUGCUCUGGCUUCCAUUUCUCUCCCCACCCCCGCCCGAUUUCUCUUUCUAUCUUCCUCUCUCUCUCUCUAUAUAUAUAUAUAUAUAUAUAUAUAUAUCUACUUGUCUUUUCAGCAAUAUAUUUUUCAUCAGAUUUAUUCAAUUUCUACAUCCUCCACUAAACAUAUUUCCACGUCAUUAAUUCUCUCUGAUGAUAUUUUCCUUGCCAUUGUUAACGAAACACACUUAGUCUGGAUGUGA
Messenger RNA from Acanthosepion pharaonis, 1512 nucleotides. The record is from the annotation of a GenBank genome assembly. NCBI's taxonomy places the organism in Eukaryota, Metazoa, Mollusca, Cephalopoda, Sepiida, Sepiidae.